Molecule: messenger RNA, 554 nt
Organism: Lobosporangium transversale
Lineage: Eukaryota; Fungi; Mortierellomycota; Mortierellomycetes; Mortierellales; Mortierellaceae
Product: NADH ubiquinone oxidoreductase subunit NDUFA12-domain-containing protein
Exons: 4
Coding region: 51-473 (140 amino acids)
Biological process (GO): mitochondrial respiratory chain complex I assembly; response to oxidative stress
Cellular component (GO): membrane
Source: RefSeq, a predicted model, not a curated record
CUGAUUCCGUUCAUCUGCAUUUACUCUCCACUCUUCUUUCUAAUCAAACUAUGUCUUCUCUUCCACGUACAAUCAAGGGCUUCUUUGCCCUUGGGCCUUCUCGUUUCAUGCGCCAGCUCAACAACAUUGGCGAUACCAAAGUCGGAACGCUCGUCGGCACUGACCAAUUCGGCAACAAAUAUUAUGAGAAUCUUGACGAGAGUUAUGGUCGUAACCGCUGGGUUCAGUUUGCAAAGGAGGACACAUACUUCUCAAGGGCCGAGAUGAACGCCUCGCAGGUUCCAGCUGAAUGGCACGGCUGGCUGCACAGAAUGUUGGAUGCCCCCCCUACUGUCGACAAGACUAUGGCCGCUCCAAAGUGGGGUGUAGAAUUCACAGAGAAUUUAACUGGUGGUUCAAAGGCCUAUAAGACCUACAAUACUACCCGUGUUAAAGUCCAGGCUUGGGAACCUAAGGUUGCUCCUCGCGGUUAGAGAAUACAGAAAAUUGGAAAAAAAGGUCUUUUUUUUUUUUAGUAGCAAGCAAGGAAAGAGUAGCAUAGACAUCCAUCAAUG